Molecule: messenger RNA, 3300 nt
Organism: Paramisgurnus dabryanus
Lineage: Eukaryota; Metazoa; Chordata; Actinopteri; Cypriniformes; Cobitidae
Product: enoyl-CoA hydratase EchA19
Molecular function (GO): catalytic activity
Source: RefSeq, a predicted model, not a curated record
AUGUUCUUCAUUGAAGUGUUAUUUUACACUUUCAAUGGCUAUGGCGAGAAUAUCUUGUAAUAAAGUCUUUAGAGGAGCAAUUCUUCAGAUGAGUUUAAGCCAUAGAUUUGCACAUUCUAUAAAAGCGCAGGCAACGUAUAGCACCACAUCUCAAGAUGGAAGAACAAAAGCAGGUUCAGCUGCAAGUGGUACUGUGAUUUCUGAGAGGAGGGGUGCAGUGAUGCUUAUUGGGAUUAACAGACCUGAAGUGCGUAAUGCAGUAAAUCAGGAGACAGCUCACAGAUUGACAGAGGAGUUGUCAGCCUUUGAUCAAGACAACAACCUUAAAGUGGCAGUGCUUCAUGGACUCGGUGGGAAUUUUUGUGCUGGUUAUGAUCUCAAGGAGUUGGCCCAGAGCGCCGGAUUCCUCAAACUGGACCAAGAUGUCUGUCAAGGUCCUGGCCCCAUGGGACCAUCCCGUCUGAGGCUCUCUAAACCCUUGAUUGCAGCAGUUAGCGGGUUUGCCGUGGCUGGAGGUUUGGAGCUGGCCCUACUUGCGGACCUGAGGGUGGUGGAGGAGAGCUCUGUCAUGGGGGUCUUUUGCCGCAGAUUUGGUGUGCCAUUGAUUGAUGGAGGAACUGUGAGGUUGCCACAGUUAAUUGGUCUAUCACGUGCUCUAGAUCUCAUCCUUACCGGCAGACCUGUGAAGGCACAAGAGGCUUUGACUUUUGGACUGGCAAACAGAGUGGUGCCCGAUGGUCAAGCACUCCAAGUGGCACUUGAACUUGCUGAACAGGUCAGCUCAUUUCCACAGCAUUGUCUUCGUGCCGACCGUAACUCUGCCUACCAUGCUGUCUUUGAUGCCACCUCAUUCACACAGGCCAUGCAGUACGAGACGGACCAUGGCAUUCCAGUUAUUCAAGCUGAAGCAAUUACUGGAGCAACGAAAUUCAGCUCAGGCACUGGGAGAGGGGGAACAUUCACUUCAAGUAAAUUGUAAACAGAUAGAUGAUUAUCAAAAAUGUAAAGGAAUAUACUUCAGUUUAAUUUGUUGUAUUAUAGAUCAUACUGUACAACAGGGUCUGCAACAAUGUGGCUUCUAAUAAAACAAGAUUUAUACUAGAUUAUAAAUAUAAAAAUAUUAUACUAGGUUAUUACUAAAACUAUGUCAAACUAUGAUAAAUAUGACACUAUUAAAACAUUAAACACUGUAAAACAGUCAUAUUUUUAAUGGUUCAUAUUAAUCAACACACUUAACUGUUUCAAUGGUGAGAUUAUAAGAAUGAUUCAUAAUGUGAGCUGUUUGGUAUGAUUUUAUGGGUACUUUCUGUUUGACUUCAACCAAUGUAAAAAUAACUUGCAACUUUGUUUCAAAAAGAGAUUAUAGAGACAAAAGUUACUGAUUGUAGCUAAAAUAUUGUCGCUCAAACAAUCAAAAUAAAUUGGGUAUAGAUUUAGUCAAACGCUUUGGGUGAUGGGACUAAUUGUGUUAUGUUUUUUUUGUACACAUUUAGCUGAUACUUUUUUUACACAAAUUAUAUCAGGUUUAGUACUCUUAGUGCAGAAACCUGAGGUUAUGUCCUGAUCAAACACACAAUGAUCAUUUUCAAACCAGCAAUUUUCUGAAUACCAGGCUGAUUUAUCAAAACCUCAUAAUCAACAUGAAUGCACUAAACGUUUAAGCAGACAUUGGCAAAAAUCCCUACAUAUAUUUCCUGAAGAAAGAGAGUUGUAUGUGUGUUUGUUAAGGUUCUGUCUAGACUAUAUGAUGACAGGAGAGAUGAUCUGUUAAGUGACCCCACACAGAAACACACACACAGGUCAUUCAUCUCACAACUGACAGUCAAUUAACAACUGACCCUUGAAGAAUGGAUGAGUUUAAACAUGACAACUAAACUACACUCUUGCAUUCCUUGAUGCUGUUAAUGUUUCUCUCUGGGUCACAAUGAGCAUUAAAGUUUGAUUUCUUCCAUUGACAUUACACAUUUACAUUAUGAUUUUAUGCAGAAAAUGUUAAAUCACAAAAAUGACUUUAGCUGGAUUUUCACAUGCAGACUAGUUAUCAUGAAGCAAAGGCUUUGCUUUCGCAGUUGUUGGAGUGGAAAGUUAUAACGGGUCAACUGGCAUUUUGUACACACAUUUUGAUUUAUAGCUGUGUAAGCAUGUGUUUAACUCUGUCAGCUAUUGAUUGAAAUACAUUUGCAAAGGAAUGUGUUUUUUUUCCACUGAACCAACUUAUCUCAUCUCUGCUUUCUUUCACAGUGUGAUACCAGUCUUUCUUUAUUAACUAUAUUUAUGUUGAUCCAAACCUGCGUGCUGUAAUUUUUAGUGAAUGGAACUACAAAUGAUCAUUUCUGAAGAAUGUUUCAGAGCUAUUUUUUACACAAUCAUGUCUGUCAAGAUCCAUACAAUUCAACUUAGCCUUCUGAACUUAUAGAAGUUGCUGUUUUUACCUUCACUGUAUUUAUGUCUUUAUUGAGAUUCAAUAAUAGUGCACCAUCUCCCUUUACUAUGCAUUUCUUUUUGCAUAAUACCUGAACGUAGCCUGACAGAAUAUGAAUUUUGGAAGUGAAAGCAGAGGAGCAUACAUUGGAGUAAUUUGGAAAUUAUGUUUUGGAAAAGCAUACAUUGGAGUAAUUUAUGACCAAAUUUCUGUGUGUGAAUAGCAAAGACAUUUGUUGUUUAUAAGCUCUAUGUAAAAAUGUAAAAUUAAUGUCAUUUCUACUGCAAUGUACACAUUUUAUAGAAGUUUUGUAUUUGUGUGUGUGUGUGUUUGAGAGAAUUAUGCAGUUUUAUCAGUAACUGUGAGCUGAUGAUGAAGGGGGGGGCUGGUUUGGUUUGCAUUGCUGCUCUUUGAUGCAUGCUUUUUUGCCCCCUUUAGAUAAGAUUAUCAACUCUGAGAUAACAACACAGCCAUCUUGUCAAUCUGAAUCUCACCAGACACAACAUAGUGUGUGUGCGAGAUUUCUGAGAUCAGUCUCCAUAACAUAAACAUGUAAGCUCGCUCUCUCUCUCUCUCUCUCUCUCUCUCUCUCUCUCUCUCUCUCUCUCUCUCUCUCUCUCUCUCGCUCUAUUCUCUUAUUAUAGUAAGUUCAGUAGAGUGUCUCAUCUUUAAAGCAUUGCACCUGACCCUGACCACAAACUCUACUCAUCUGUCUGUAAUCUCAAACAUCAGAGGACUCUUUUAAAAUACUGAGAAUAACUCAAACAGAUCAAGAUAAAACAAUAAAGACUUCAGUGCCCUUGACAUUUGACAAAAUGCUAUAUUAUCCUUUUAAACUACUGUACUCUGUUGGUGGUAUUAUGGUUGUUUGUCACAUU